AUGGCUCAGCUCAUUGAAAGAAUCAAGGAAAACCCAGCUGGUUUAAUCUCAAAGGAGUUUUUGGAGUCCGAUGAACCUCUUUCUUUGGUGAAGACAUAUUUUGAUGAUGUGAUACAUUUACAAGACGGUUUAAAGACAGAAAAACAAAGUUUUAAGAGUGUAAUUGACGAGAUAGCAAUAGAGGGGUUAGAUGCUAACCAAGUAUGGUGGCAGGCAAAAAUGGUUCUAGAUAAUAUCGGCGGUGAAUUAGUAGAGAAGAUUGCCACACUUAAAAAAAACAUGGCUGAUGAUGGUGAUGAUAUUGAAGAUGAGGAAUUAUCCGAGAACGAGGAGCCAGGUGAACUUGAUAGUGAGGCUGAGGAGGCGUCGGAUGAAGAAGCAUCAGAAAGUGAAACAAUCGAAGGGGUGGAGCAAAAGGAUGUUGGUCUCCGUGAAAGCGAUGAUGAAGAAGUGCAGAGUGUAUCUGAAUUAGAUGGUAGUUCUGAUGUUUAUAGCGACGAAGAUGAAACAUUAAAUAACGUUGAAGACCCCUCUAAAACUUCUCAAGAAACAUAUGAAGAUGCAAUAGAAUCCCUAGAACCAGAUAAUGAAGCAAGUGAUAAAUAUGGGAUUAAUGACGACUUUUUUGAGCUAGAAGAGUUUAACAGGCAGACUUUAGCAGCUGAAGAUUCAAUUCAGGAUCAGGAAGAUCACGAGGAAGAUGAAGAAAUUGACUACUUUGACGAUCUUUCGUCAGAUGACGAUGAAGAAGUUCUGUAUUAUGAUGAUUUUUUUGAACCUCCAAAGACCAAAAAUAGCAUUGAAAAAUCUGAUUCGAAAACCUUAAAAUCUCCAGUGGUUCCUGGAAAAGAUUUAGAUGAAGACAUUUAUGAAACAGCUAUUGGAAAUGCGAAGCUGGACCUUUUUGCUGAACAACAAGAAGAGGAGGAUUCUGACAAUGAGCUCAAUACUGAUAAACAAACAGGAAAGAAAUUCUCUACUUUUGAACUUCAACAACUACAGAUCCAGAGAGAAAUUGAGCAGUUAGAAAAAGAAGCUGUUGCACAAAAGAAAUGGGCCCUUAAGGGUGAGGUUAAGGCAAAGGAUCGUCCCGAAGAUGCAUUAUUGACGGAGGAAUUAGAAUUUGAUAGAACUGCCAAGCCAGUACCUGUGAUAACAGCUGAAAUUACUGAGUCAUUGGAGGAUAUGAUUAGGAGAAGAAUUAAGGAUGGUAAUUUUGAUGAUCUAAACAGAAGAAUUAUUUCCGAUAUCUCUUCAUUUGGUGGUAAACAAAAGGUGGAACUCAGUGAUGUUAAAUCGUCCAAAUCCUUAGCUGAGAUAUAUGAAGGUGAAUACAAAGGAGUUUCCGAAGAAACAGAACUUUCAGAAGAACUUCUGAAGUCUCAUGAUGAAAUUACAGAUUUGUAUAAGAAUUUAGUAUACAAAUUGGACGCUUUAUCGUCUGCAAGUUUCAUUCCAAAGCCUGUUCAAAAGUCUUUAGAAGUCAAAGUACAGACCGCUUCAAUUGCUAUGGAAGAUGCACAACCAUUAACUAUGUCAUCCUCCACUACCUUGGCACCACAAGAAAUCUACAGAGUUGGGAAAUCGGAGAAUAAGGAUGAAAUAACUCUAAAGAAUGGUGUGGUCAUGUCAAAGGAAGAACUGAGCAGAGAGGACAAGAACAGAUUACGUAGAGCAAUCAAAAGAAAGAGAUCCAAGGCUCUUGAAAACAAUAAUAAGCAAGCAAGAAAGAAAUCUAAGAAGGAUGAUGUUCUUGAUACGUUGUCAAAGGCCAAGAACGUUACAAUCAUUGAUAAGAAAGGUGAAAAGCGUGAUACCAAGGGUAACGCAAAGGGUGCUGGUCGUCAAACUAGCAGCACAAACUUAAAGUUAUAG
Messenger RNA from Eremothecium cymbalariae DBVPG#7215, 1875 nucleotides. It is a transcript of the gene MPP10, whose product is annotated as rRNA-processing protein MPP10. The coding region runs from base 1 to 1875 and encodes 624 amino acids. NCBI's taxonomy places the organism in Eukaryota, Fungi, Ascomycota, Saccharomycetes, Saccharomycetales, Saccharomycetaceae. The record is from RefSeq and is a predicted model, not a curated record. Gene Ontology annotation, biological process: rRNA processing. The transcript has a single exon. Gene Ontology annotation, cellular component: sno(s)RNA-containing ribonucleoprotein complex; small-subunit processome; Mpp10 complex.